Molecule: messenger RNA, 5714 nt
Organism: Amphiprion ocellaris (clown anemonefish)
Lineage: Eukaryota; Metazoa; Chordata; Actinopteri; Pomacentridae
Exons: 3
Coding region: 401-3640 (1079 amino acids)
Source: RefSeq, a predicted model, not a curated record
UCCCUGCCCUUACCUGCUGUGCCUUUAAGAGAAAGCGUCAUUGCGUCACAUUCGGCUCCCAAUGACAUGCGCACUGCUCCUCAGGUGUUCAGUACGCAGAGGGAGCCACAACAGUGAGACGCAUCUCGUGGACUUUUGUGUGUUUGUGCUUAUUUGUGUGUAAAUGCCUAUGAAACCACAUACAUAUUCAUACAUACAAACACUCACUCAUCUUCUGCUCACUAUCAUACCUGGAUGUAUACUGCCUCAUGUGGAUGCAAUAAAACAGUUCUUCAUCAAAUCUCUGGAUCAGCUGCAGUCUUUCUGACCAAACAGUUAGGCCAGACUAGUGUAAAGCCAGUAUACAGUUUCAUAAUAUUCCACAAAUGGUCCUUCGAGCCGGAUUUACACGAGCUGCGCCAUGGCCACAUCCAGAGACUUCUAUGAUGAGCAACUACUUCUUAGUCCCCGUCCCAGGAGAGUGCGCCGCAUUCCCGGACAUCUGGAGGAUUAUGAUCUGGGCUACCCUACAAAUCUUCAGCUAUCCACAGAAAGGCUGCUAUUACCUCCCCCCACAAGGUAUGUAGUGCCACAGAGUCCCGAGAGAUGGUCAACUCCUGUACGUGGUCAGCCAGUGGAGAAUACAGAGGACAGAAUGCAACGUUUAGAGGCACGUUGGCAGGCCAUAAGCCAACAGAUGAGAGAAUUGGAAACUGAGAUGAGUAAUGUCAGGCUGACAUCAUAUCCACUGAGUGCCUAUGCCCACCCAUAUUAUCCAUACAGCUAUGCUGCACAGCAAACUCAGUAUGCUAGCCUCCCACAGUUAGAGAGAAUCAGCUCAUCACCAGCUCCCAGCCAUACUCAAGAAGUAAGAUCUCCCACAUGGCCUCAGGAACAAUUGCCCAUUCCAUUUCAACAACCACUGCCUACUGAGGCCCAGAAUACACCUCCUGGAGUCCCUGCACCACCUCUGCAGCUCGCACAGCCAUUACCCCCUACAGCAGUAGCACCUGUUUCAGCACCAGGGACAGCUCCAGUCACCACUGCAGUGCUUACAGCACCACUCCCUGCUGCUGCCCAAGCUCCGCCUACACAGUUUGAGGAGUAUUGGCCUCCGCCUCCUCCUCCUGUAGAUGAAGCUACCGCUGCACUGCUACCGCCACUGUAUGAUCCUACCUUUCCAGGUGCAUCUGCGCAGCCUGCAACUGCGCAGCCUGCAACUGCUCCUAUUGAGUCAACCUUCAGUGCAUCCAGGUACUCCCAGACCUAUGCUGUACCUACCGAUUCUCGGCCUGUGGCCAAGAGUGCACACCCUGCUGUAUACACCUCCUAUGCAGCGCCGCCACCUGCAACCCCUGUCAGCAUAAAUGCACCCAACAUGAUUGAGAUGGCUAUAGCAUCAUCUUUUGGCAUCCCCAAACCAAAGCUAUCCAUCUUCAGCUCAGGGAAGGAGAGUGACUUCCUCAUGCUUAAGAAAGGCUUAGAUAGUGUGCUUGCCCCUCACAGCCAUUUAACUGAAGACUAUAAAUAUCAAGUUCUUCUAGACCACUUGCGAUUCCCUGCAGCAGUCCAGAUCGCUAAGAGGUACAUAAACAGUGUCACUCCAUACACCAGUGCCAUGACUGCCCUCCAAUUGAGAUACGGCCAACCCCGACAGCUUGUUCAGGGGGAACUCAAAGCGAUCCUGAAUGCUCCUCCAGUGAAAUCAGGCGAUUAUCAGGGCAUUGAAGAUUUUGCUGCUGCAGUUGGUACACUUGUGGGCAUGCUUAGCACAAUGGAUGGCCCAUCCUCAUCAGAGCUGUGUUGUGGAUCACACGUGGACACUUUGCUCACAAAGUUACCACCAAAUUUCAGAGAUUCCUUUGCUGAGUAUUGUUUUAACAGAGGAAUAAUUCAAAGUGGCAGUGACAAGACCUACACUCUGCCUGACUUAGCGGAGUGGCUUGAGCGGAAAGUACAGACUCUUCAAGUUUCCCGCCGUGUUGGCAUAAGUUCCACUGAAUCCAGUAAUGUGGACAACAGGGAGAAGAGAUCAAACCGACAGCCAAAACCCAAGUCCACCGCAGUGCUACUUGGAAGUAAUCAGAGUGCAGAGCUACCCGCUACAAACCCAGCUUCUACUACUCCUCUUCAAAACACGAAACGGGAAAGAUUUAAGCCCUACUGUCCAUACUGCAAUAACCAAGAACACUAUCUAAAUGCAUGUGCAGAGUUUACAAAAUUCACAAGCGAAGCCAAAGCAGCCUGGAUUAAAGAGAAGAAGAAAUGCUGGAGAUGUGGCAGAGGACAUUUACCGACUAACUGCACACUCAAGAAACCUUGCUCCACAUGUGGGGAACAACACCUUCCUGUACUGCAUGAAGUAGCCCUCACGGAAAACAUACUGACUGUCAGUACCACCCAAAGUGUUGUAUACUUUGAUCAGGCAACUCACUCAGGCAAAGUAAUGUUGAAAGUUGUCCCAGUCCGACUUCAUAAUGGGAGAAAAUAUAUUGACACAUUUGCCGUAUUGGAUGACGGCUCUGAACGUACAGUCAUCCUGCCCGCAGCCGUUCGUCAGCUCGGCCUCACCGGACAGCAGGAAGUCUUAUCACUGAGAACCAUCAGACAGGAAAUAGUGCAGUUAAAGGGAGCCACCGUGUCAGUCAAAGUGUCAACACAGACGAAGAAGGGACUGAAGUACAACAUUCACAAUGCUUUCACAGCUACUGAGUUGAACCUUGCUGAGCAGUCUUGUUCGGCAGAGCGCCUGCAGAGAAGUUAUCAUUAUUUAAAGGACCUUCCUUUACCAUCUUUUAGCAAAGUCAAGCCCAUGGUUCUCAUUGGGUCAGAUCAUCCGCACCUUAUCACGCCCAAGCAGCCAGUGAGAAGCGGUCCCAUUGGUGGUCCUGUAGCUGUGUGCACAGCCCUAGGAUGGGCAGUGCAGGGACCAGCCAGCUUUCUACAACAGCCCCCACCUGAUAGUAGCUGUCUCCACUUAGCAGCACUGUCCCCUGCAGAGGAGCUUCAUCAACAUGUGGAGAGACUUUGGCAAAUAGACACACUGCCAUUUCGCUCCUCCAAAGAAGUUACACGCUCUGGAGAAGACAAAGCCGCUCUAGAACAACUGGAGCAGAACAGUGUUUGGGUCACAGUUGAUGGUGUGAGUCGCUAUGCUGUCCCACUCCUGCGCAGAAAGAAUCCUCCCAUACUAAAGGCCUCACCUAAUGCUAUUAUGCCACUCCUCAGAGCUACGGAGCGCCGUCUCUCACACGAUCCUGAUCAGCUUUCAGUCUACAACGAGGAAAUUCACAAACUGGUGAAGUCUGGUUACACAGUGAAGAUCAGUACAGAACAGGUCAACAGUACAGAGGAGUCGUGGUUCCUGCCGCAUCACCUUGUCUUUCAUAAUGGCAAACCCCGAGUUGUAUUCAACUGCUCUUUUGUGCAUCAGCAAGCCUGCCUCAACAAUAGCCUCCUUCCUGGUCCUACACGAGGCGCCUCACUGCUCGCUGUGCUCCUGAGAUUCCGUGAAUAUACCAUAGCCAUAAGCGGAGAUAUUCGCGGUAUGUUCCAUCAGGUGCGCCUCCUUCCCCAAGACCAGCCGCUUUUGCGUUUCCUGUGGAGAGACGGAGAGCGGGAGCGCAUCUGGCGAUGUUUUGAAAAGAACAUUUUCCUAUGAUGGUUUAUUAAAGUAGUUAAUUGUUGGGGUCCUCGGGGACCCGAGUCAGUGUUUGCAUGUUGAAUAUGUUGAUAAAAUGAGGGUUGAACAAACAGAAAUGAGAGCUCAGAGUGAACUUACAAUGCCAGAGGCAUGUUUGGGUUUAAACACUGUAGGAAGCCUUCUCCUUGGCCUGCCGGAAACACUCUUCUGCUGCUUUUAACCUGUACAACACACAAUGGCAAUGCAGUUAAUGUGAACACUACAACCACAAAGUAAAUAUAAGAGUCAAGGUUGACGUCAGAGGGUAGUCCAUCUGGCAGCUCUUUCUAUUUAAGGAACUUCAAGUUUAGCUUAUUUAAAGCAGAAUGUUUUUGUAGCCGCCCCUUGGAUUCAUUCAGCAAGACGCAGAGAGUUUCAAACGGGUGUUAAUUUAUUCUUACUGUCAAGUGUUCUCCCACUUUCAAUGACGCGUGAAUAUCAUUGAUGAUUUUUGAGGGUUAGUGUGCAGUUUCCCCACUUGAAAAAGGAUGUUUCAUCUACCCAGGUUAUGAGCUGGGCUCCACUCAUGAGUCAGACAGUUGCUUUCUUUUCUUCCUCUUUUAUUUUGCAAUGGUUGCAAGGUCAUGGAAUACAACGAUGGCAACUUAGCUGACAGGUUUAGUUGAUAGGGUAAGUUGAUAGGGUAAGUUGAUAGGUUUAGGUGAAAAACCUUUAAAACACAAAAGAACAAUGUUCACAAUAUUGCAUUCGGCAGACAGUAACAGCCAUUCCCCUCGUACAAUUUUACCUCAUUAGUAAAUGCCACUCAAUUUACCUGCAUUUUAAAGAGUUGAUUUUAAUCACAUUUGAACAAAUUUUUCUCUUAACAUUUCUAUCAGACUUUCUUAAUUAUUUUUAUACUUUUUCAUUCAUAUUCUUAAAAUUAUUUAAAGUGCAUAAAGUGACUUUUAAAGUGCAUUCCGCUCCAGAUCCAAUAAAUAAACAAAUAAAGUGCAUAAUACAACCCACCAUUACAAACAGAAUGAAUUAACUAUUUUUUUAACCUUAGCUGGAAAACCUCUAAUUAGCACCAAUUAGCCUGCAGUCUUAUUUUCAAUUGAGCAAUUACAAACACACAGCAAUAAAUGGCAUACAGAUAUAAGAAUGUUAUCAACCAGCCGCUCGUGGCUGACGCCGAUCUCCGUGGCUAAUGCUAAUGCUAACACGUUUUGCAGCGGCUCACAUCGGCAGGUUAAACAGUCUCCCAGAUCUUUCAUGGUUCUGCUCUUACCUGCUGCUACCUGGAUUUCUGUAGAUGAAGCAGUCCUGCAUAGUUUGCCGCAGAUCCUCACGCUCACAGCCACUUUGUUUGAGCGAAGUAAUUCAUUCUCCGUUCCUCCUCAGUGCUGAGUGUGUCCCUUUUUAUGCUGCAGGUAGCAAACCUGCAGCCGCAGAUUGGUUCCGCCCCAGCUGAGUGCAGCACCUGUGUGAACGCUUCUUCUUUCUCUGACGUUUCAGCUUCUCCCAGUUUGACUUGACACUUAAGCCGCGAUUCCAUAAGCAUCUACUCGGCGCGGUACGGCUCACCACUAUUGUAUUUGACUCGGCUCGUCUCGGUUUAGUUGUUUUUCCAUAUAGCCUCAUCGUGGGUGGAGUCGUCAUAGCACCGAGAGCCGAAAGUCCCUUAACGUCAUUUGUGUGCGACGCAAACGCAACAUAACGGAGACGAUGGUACACCUGGUGCUCGGUCUGUGGCUUUCUGUCAGAUUCAAAGUAAAAGAAGAGUCGGAGAAAGCUGAGAGCGGCGAGUCGAAACACUCAGGAGAGUUUGGGAGGCGAUGCAGCAGUAUCAAGCCCAAGACAUGAGGAUAUGAACUAGACGACAUAUGAGGAUGCUCUCUGAUGAGACUUCAUGGGAUUUACCUGAAGCAGCAGCACAUGAGCCUGCAGUGGCACAAGGUGUAGAGGAGGAGGACAGAGAUGUACAGGAUGCACUGAUGCACUACGUGUCAUGCAAAAAUUAAUCUUCUCGUUAUACUUCUGUUUUUCUGUCCCCGGACCACUAUUGUUUUCUUGUCUGCAAUUCUGACAAUAAACUUUUGUACCUUUUGCA